This is a messenger RNA of Prorocentrum cordatum, 399 nucleotides long. Lineage: Eukaryota; Dinophyceae; Prorocentrales; Prorocentraceae. The record is from the annotation of a GenBank genome assembly.
CAUUUGGAGGAGUGGGCUGGGGAGGUGAAGGAGGAGGCGGAAGAGGUAUGCGCGUUUGGUAAAUUUGCCACGCGGGGGGCCGUGCGGUUUAAGACGGAGGAGUCGAUGUGGAUGUUUUUUGACAGCGCGGCGGGCAAGAAGCAUUUCCACGCCAGGGGGGAGACGAUCUAUGCGAACCCGCAUGGGCUCCGCGACCCAAACCCAAAGACCACGGCGGUCCAGAAGGGCACCGACGCGAAGAAGCAGAUUGACACUAACCACUCCAAGGGCAGGGUGCGGUGGAAGGACAGGCGCGUGGCGGAGCGGGUGAAGGGGGAGGGCAAAAUGAAGCUGAUGGGCGAGGCAGAGGGCCAGGACGAGGACGGGGAGAAGAUGGAGAUAGAGCGGUGCGUCGAUGAC